GUGUUUUUGUUGAUGCUGUAAAUUCCAUGGGCCAAACUUCUCUCUUCACUGCUGCUUUGCUAGGUCUUGAAAAAAUAGUAGAUGUGCUGUUGGAUUAUGGCUCAGACGCUAACCAUCGCUGUUAUGAUGGCAGCACCCCAGUCCAUGCAGCUGCUUUCUCAGGAAAUCAGUGGAUUCUUAGCAAGAUAUUGGAUGAAGGAGGUGAUCUGAGAGUACACGAUAAAGAUGGAAGAAAUCCACAGUACUGGGCUAUGUCAGCUGGAGAAGAAAGGAGUGCUCAGAUCCUGGAAUUUAUACAGCGUUGUACAUUCCAUAUGCAGGCUGCCAUUCAAAAUUUUCCCUCUGACCUACUCCGAAAGGCUGGCUCAUCAAAACCAGUGGUCUGCAGUCUAUCUAGGUUUGGUGGUCUUGUUCAAGAGAAUGUUGACAGUCCUCUGGGUAGAUUUCUGAAAGGUGGAGCUAAUGCCAAGAACACGUACAGCUUUGGUUUUGGGAAGUCUUGUCUUGCAGGCAGCGGGCAUCUAGGAUACUUGACAUCUCUCCCUAUUAUUGGGGAAAAAGACAUAGUUCAGGCAGAUGAUGAACCAACGUUUUCUUACCACGUUGGACCAUACAUGAUCAUGACAAACUUAAUGUGGGGAGGCAGCAGAGUUACAGUGAAGGAACUCAGCUUUGAGCCCCAUCAGAACUGUAGUAAACUAUGCUUAGCUGAUCUUCUCAUUGCAGAGCAGGAACGCAGUAGUAAACUCCGUCAUUCUCAUCUGCUACAGUUGAUGUCUGUUUGUCUGUCUAGUGACUUGGAGAAAACCCGUUUAGUGUAUGAAAGAGUUAACUUCGGUUCUCUGUACAGCAUCCUUCAUGAAAGGCGUACAGAAUUCCCAGUUCUGCACAUGGAGACGAUUUUGCAUGUGCUGCUUCAAAUUAAUGAAGCUUUGCGUUUCCUACACUUCCGGGGAUUUAUCCACCGUUCAGUUACCUCCUAUGCUAUUCAAAUUGUUUCUUCUGGUGAGGCAAAGCUGUGCAACUUGGAAUACAUGAUAGAGAGCAAAGAUGGUGGAGAACACAGUGACCUGACGCGUAUUCCUGUCCCAGUCCAGCUGUAUAAAUGGUGCUCUCCUGAAGUCAUCCUUGAAAAAGUUGUCACAGUCAAAUCGGAUAUUUACAGCUUCUGUACAGUAAUGCAGGAGGCCUUGACAGAGACCCCUCCUUGGAAAGGUCUUGAAGACUCAGUUAUUAAACAGCUCAUGAUUUCAGGACAACAGUUAGAAGCAGAUGUCAGACUUCCUGUGCCCUAUUAUGAUAUUGUAAAGUCAGGGCUAGAACCUAAACAGCACUACCGCUCCAUAAAACUUCAGGAUAUUCAAUAUAUACUGAAAAAUGACUUGAAGGACUUACUUAAGUCUCAAACUGGUCAUGCUGAUGAAAUGUCAAAAGCACAACGACCCGCUUAUUUUGCAGAUGUGAACAUCUGUUUGGCAUCAGCUUUUAGCUACCAGAAGAGAACACGGGAGUUGCAGGGAAAAGAGAUAACCCAGGCUGGUGACUUUACUGCCCCGAAAUACUAUCUUUUCCCUGAGGAGAAUAGUGCUUUAGUGGACCAUGAGGUAUCAACCAGUCUACAACCAGUUGCACGGGACAAAAAUCAUGAUGUAGCUUCUGAACUCCAGGCAACCCUAAGUGUCAGUGAUGUCGAUGACAGCCUCCGUAGCUUUGAAAUAAAUGAAAUGUUUGCCAGUUCUCCAGAACUUCACGAAGACUUCCCAGAAGAAGUAGCUGGAUUAGGUCAAACUCCAAAGGGUGAAAAGCAGUGGCAAAAGGAAGAAGAUAAGGCUGCCCUCGGAGACCUGUUUGCAUCCCCUGGAAUGCAGUGUGAGGAAAAGCCAGUUUAUGAGGAGGGUAGCUUUUCAGAAUCAAGUACGGAGUACACUACAGAAGAGUUGGAGACGAUAAGUGAGGAAGAGGUGAGAGGAGAUGCUGGGAGAAGAAUGAGUUGCCCGUCCCAAAGCGAGCAGCUCAUCACUAAGUGUAUCCUUGAUGUAAAGAUUAUGCAAAGCAUGUUGCAGCAGGCAGUAGGUCCUCUGUGCCAAACAGAGAAGAAACUGAAUGACUUAGAGGCUGCUGAAAAACAAAAGCUGCUGUGGGAAACCACGACGAGUCAGUCUUCUAAGCAAAUUUUUCAAGACAGACACUGGAACAGAUCUGAUGAUAAUUCCCAAAAUACCAAUAACGUGUUUUCUGGAGUUAAUACUUUUCUGUGGAAGGCUAUAGGUCCACCAUCAAGAGACUAUAUUCCACCACUGGUAAUAUGUCAAGGAACACUGAGUAGGGAGAGUUUUGAAGUUAUUUCAAAGACACCAAAGGAAAUGGAGGCAAUUCAAAAUGAAAAAUGGAAGUGCUUUCGUGAUACGAGUGAGAGUAAAAAUGAAAACAACCAUCAUGAUCUCAGCUUCAGUGUCACGAAAAACCUGGAUGAUCAAAUGAACGUAGACCAUGAGGUAAAUCAGUGUUUACUCCCACAUGUAUCUGUAAGAUGCAAAAAAAAGUUCAACUCGCAGUGUCAGAGAGGAGGUGAUUCAGAUUCUGCUGCAAGUGGAAGUGAAAAAGAGAGGUGGUGCUAUGCAAAAUCAAGAUCUGAAAUUUCCAGUAUAAAAAUAAACAAGGAGAGAAGGAUGAUGCAAUCAGAAUGGAGGACUGAAGUAAAGCAAAUGGCCAGAAGAGUGGCCUCAGGACAACUAGAACUUGGCUGUGCGUAUCCAGCUGGUGAAUGUACAUCCGAAAGUGAAGCAGAGGGUAAAAUGGAAGCCUUUCCACAUGUCACUGUUAGAGCCCAAAAGAGUCAAGACCAACAAAGAUACAAGUGGCAGACAGGUGGUAAUAUUGAGCUUUGGAGUCUGGACAGUGAGGAUAGAUCUGAAUCUGAGGAGAGUGAUCUGGAGCCUGCAUGCAUAAGUUCUGGAGGGAGAAGUUGCCAGUCGCUGUCACAAGGUGAACAAUCAGAGUCUGGAAUAGCCAUUCAUAAGAAUUCAGGCCUUCCUCAACAAGUUGAGAAUCUCUCUAGAGGACAUUCAAGGGAAUUAUGUCAUUCCCUUGAUUCAUCUUCUGAUGUGUCUGAAGAAUUCUUGACUGCUCAUGCUCAGAGAAGGUCAGAACUAGAGGCCUUAGAUGCUGAGGAUGAAUCUGAAGAUGCUCGUGAAGGAUUUUUACAGAAACAGGUACCUGAAGAAGCAGGAUCAGCUAUUCAGGUUUCAGUGCCAUUCUGCAGCACAGCAGUGCAGAACUCCGGCAGUAGCGCGCUAGGAGUGAAUCAGCUGAGCCGUGUGCCUGUCGCCAGUGUUGAAGUAGCACGAGAAGAGAUACAGUGGGAGCCACAGGAAGAAUGCAAAGAAAAAGAUGUAUCAGUGACAGAUAUUCAGGAUUUGUCGAGUAUCUGCUAUGAACAAGAGAACUACCACAGGGGUGUCGACUGUAAAACACCCAGAGUGAGGCGUGCACCAACCAGCGUCAGCACUCCACUCAGCUCAGAUAAAAAAACUCCAGCAGCCUUUAACAAAUACAAACACUGCCAUGUUUCAGAUUCUUCCUUUUGUGGUUCUCAAGAGAUCUCUGCCGUGUGCAGGACAUUCACUACAGCCUAUGAAGAGGGAGAGAACACUGAAAUUCCCGCUGUUGCUUCAGGAGUUUGCCCAUCCGAAUUGAAUGAGCCUGAUGCGUUGCCAGUAGUUGCUGCAUCCUUGAGAAGCACCAGGAAGGCAUCUGCACUCUCACAGGCAUCUAACUACUUCAUUGAUGAGCUGCCUCCACCAGCCCAAGAGCUGCUGGAUGAAAUUGAAUAUUUAAAGCAGCAAGAUUCCAUCACUCAGGACUUUAAAGAGAAGGAAUUGUGUGACUGCGGAGUACAUAUAAAUGUUCCUGAUGAAAUUAAAAUGGAAGACAGAGAGUCAGAAAAAGAAUAUGAGAGAAAUGAGAAGAGAAAUCAUAGUUUAUGGACUAAGGAGUCAUUUAAUCUAGCAGAGGAAACAGAAAGGGCUCACUCUACUCUUGAUGAUAUGUUAGAAAGCAUGCUCCAUGCCCUUCCUGGAGAUGAGGAGAUCCGAGGACAACCUCAGGGACACACUCUUGGGGCUGCAAGCCUGCAAGAUCCAGAAGAUGCAAGGAAGAAGGGAGUGGAGGAAAGCUGGAGUCGAAGCCAGAGGCAGAGCAACACAAAGCUGUGCAGGGAGUUCAGAAGGUCCUCGGCAUUUCUGGGCACCCAAAGUUCGAAAUGUCUCAAAUCACUAGUUACUUUUGGAAAUGUUGGUGGCACACAUCCUGAAGAUCAGAAACUCCACUUACAGUAACAGCUGUCGUCGUCUUCUCCAUUCAGUGCUUUUGUGACUAGCAUUGAACUGAUUUGA
Messenger RNA from Tauraco erythrolophus (red-crested turaco), 4394 nucleotides. The record is from RefSeq and is a predicted model, not a curated record. NCBI's taxonomy places the organism in Eukaryota, Metazoa, Chordata, Aves, Musophagiformes, Musophagidae.